Molecule: messenger RNA, 1209 nt
Organism: Leishmania braziliensis MHOM/BR/75/M2904
Lineage: Eukaryota; Euglenozoa; Kinetoplastea; Trypanosomatida; Trypanosomatidae
Product: putative N-acyl-L-amino acid amidohydrolase
Exons: 1
Coding region: 1-1209 (402 amino acids)
Molecular function (GO): hydrolase activity
Source: RefSeq, a predicted model, not a curated record
AUGUCUUUUGUGCAGACCCUCAUCACAGCAGUGCAACCUGAGGUGGUGCAGUGGCGCCGCCACAUCCACGAGCAUCCAUAUGUUGCAUAUGAGGAGCAGCCCACUGCCGACUACGUGGCGGACCUCCUCGGCUGCAUGCCCGCGCCGCUGGACAUUCGUCGGCUGACGCCGAACAGCGUCGUGGCGGACCUUCGGGGUGGCGCUGGCGAGGGCCCCAUGUACGCCCUGCGCGCCGACAUGGAUGCACUGCCGCUGCAGGAGGAGAGCGGCGAGCCCUUCAGCUCGAAGCGGCCAGGCGUGAUGCACGCGUGCGGCCACGAUGCGCACACGGCGAUGCUGCUUGGCGCAGUGAAGGUGCUGUGCCAGAUGCGCGACCGCAUCCGUGGCACCGUUCGCUUUAUUUUCCAGCACGCCGAGGAGGUGAUUCCGAGCGGGGCAAAGCAGCUGGUGGGGCUUGGGGUGCUGGAUGGCGUGUCCAUGAUCUUUGGGCUGCAUGUCGAUGUCAUGCGCCCCUCUGGGUCAAUCUGGUGUCGUGUAGGUACGAUUAUGGGUGCCUGCAACGACUUCGACAUUGUGAUUCGCGGUGCUGGCGGCCAUGCCUCGCAGCCGGAGCUGUGUGUCGAUCCCAUUCACAUUGCCUCCGAGGUAGUGGCAAACCUCCAGUCCGUUGUAUCCCGUCGCGUGAGUGCGCUGAAGGCUCCUGUGCUGAGCGUCACGCAUAUCGCGGGCGGCACCGGUGCGUAUAACGUGAUUCCAGACUCUGUGCACAUGCGCGGCACGCUACGCUGUCUCGACCGCAACACUCAGGCCUGCGUCCCUGGCCUGAUGGAGGAGAUGAUCGCCGGCAUCACAAAGGCGCAUGGCGCUCAGUACGAGCUGAGCUGGCUGGAGCCCAACAUCGUGACGUACAACGACCCGAAGGCGUACGAGGUAGCUAAAGCUGCCGCAGUCCGUCUUGUCGGUGAGGAGAACUAUCAUGAGCUCUCCACUCCUCUUCUAGGAGUGGCUGAUUUUUCGGAGUAUCAGGCGGUGGUCCCCGGCUGUCUUUGCUGGCUGGGUGUGGGAAACAGCGGUUUGGGAGACGCUAACAACCACAACUACAGUGCAAAGUUCCGUCUUAACGAAGCGGCGAUGGAAGUUGGUGUGAAGCACCAUGUGCUCAUCAUCGCGUCACUCAUGAUGCAGGCAGAAGGCUCCAAAGAGGCGUAG